This is a messenger RNA of Anopheles marshallii, 1116 nucleotides long. Its product is annotated as phenoloxidase-activating factor 2-like. Bases 1 to 1116 code for a protein of 371 amino acids. The transcript is spliced from 4 exons. The record is from RefSeq and is a predicted model, not a curated record. Gene Ontology annotation, molecular function: serine-type endopeptidase activity. Gene Ontology annotation, biological process: proteolysis. Lineage: Eukaryota; Metazoa; Arthropoda; Insecta; Diptera; Culicidae.
AUGAAUCUGCUGGCAACACUCACGGUGGCUUGCUUGGUAGUGUUGGUAGCCGAACUACCGGCCACCGACGGACAGUCUUGCGAAGCCAAAUGUUUGCCCCUCAACAAAUGUCAACGACAGCUGUCAGAUGAAGACGAUGCAGAACUGGACGUGGACCUGCGUAUAGGGCAGGAAAAUUCGGACGUUGUCGGCAAAUGUCCACACUAUCUCGAUGUGUGCUGUCCACCGGGCGACGAAAUUGAGGAACCGAUAGCACAUGAACCAACCAGCUUCCUGCCGUGCGGACAGCGGAACAGCAACGGUGUCGGGUUUCGUAUCGGUGCCGGCAAGGUGGAAGAGGCCGAGUUCGGCGAAUUCCCAUGGACGCUGCUGGUGCUAGAGCUGCAACGGCUGUUCGAUACCGAGGAGAAGGAAGUGUACGCCUGUGUCGGCUCACUGCUCGCACCGAAUGUUGCCCUCACGGUGGCACAUUGUGUUAACAAAAAGCCGCCCAGCAGUUUGUUGGUUCGGGCCGGCGAAUGGGAUACGCGGACCGAGGCCGAGGUGCUCCCCUAUCAGGACACCAAAGUGAAGCAGGUGUUGAUACACGACCGUUACAACAAGCAGCACCACUACGACGUGGCACUGCUGGUGCUGGAGAAACCGUUCGAGGCGGCAGAAAACAUUCAGCUCAUCUGUUUACCACCGCCCAGCGUGCGGCCCCCGGUCGGUACGGAGUGUUUGACCGGUGGUUGGGGUAAGGAUAAGUUCGGACAGGCCGGUGUUUACCAGCAGAUACUGAAGCGGGUCACGCUGCCGAUCGUCGAUUCGGCCCAAUGCCAGCAGGCCCUGCGGAAAACACGGCUCGGGGCGAGCUUCAAGCUGCACAGUUCGUUCCUGUGCGCUGGAGGGAAGAAGGACGCGGACGUAUGUUCCGGCGAUGGUGGUGGCGCUCUGGUGUGCCUACUGCCUGGUUCGCAAACCGCAUACUACCAGGCGGGUGUCGUUGCCUGGGGUAUCGGAUGUGGCGACGAGAACAUACCCGGAGUGUAUGCGGACGUGGAAACCACACGAUCGUGGAUCGUGGACAAUCUGAACGCGUUGCACGUCGAUCCGGCGUACUACACGGCUGCGUGA